Molecule: messenger RNA, 3521 nt
Organism: Chaetura pelagica (chimney swift)
Lineage: Eukaryota; Metazoa; Chordata; Aves; Apodiformes; Apodidae
Gene: LIFR
Product: leukemia inhibitory factor receptor alpha
Exons: 19
Coding region: 1-3276 (1091 amino acids)
Biological process (GO): cytokine-mediated signaling pathway
Cellular component (GO): external side of plasma membrane; membrane
Molecular function (GO): cytokine receptor activity; protein binding
Source: RefSeq, a predicted model, not a curated record
AUGUGGAAGAAUUCAAGCCUUCACUGCCUUAUAGCACUAGCUCUUUUAUGUUUGAGAAGCUUAAUAUGUAGCCAAGAGAUAGGUUCUCUGGGACACCCCCAGAAUCUGAAAUGUGUAACACACAAUUUACGUAAGAUGAUCUGUGCUUGGGAUGUCUCUUCUAAAGGAAGACACGGACAAACCUACUUUUGCUACACUCCAAAUGACUCCACUCCAGUAUGUUUUAAAACCAAGGAGAAAAGGGUCGAGAUUCCAGUCCCAGAGAGCUCCACCAAAAUUACAAUAACCAUAAACAGCAUUUCUGAGGCUUCUGUUGCUACUGGAGAGUUUGAAAUUCACAAAAAAGACAUCUCAUUUGUUCCUCCCACUCCACGUAUUCUUAGUUUAACACCUGACUUUUCAACUUCCACUUUAAAUCUGAAGUGGAAUGAUAAUGGAUCAGCCUUCCCAUAUGGACUGGAUGCCUUUUGGCAGAUUCAGAUACUUCGUAAAGAACCAAUGGAAAAGGUCACACAAGUAAAUUAUUAUUCAAAACUGACUCAUGAAGACAUCAUCCUUUCAUGGAACUGGACAUCAGAUAUGCCUUUGGAGUGUACAUCACAUUACGCAAAGAUUCGCUGUUACGUUAAUGUGACACAGCUUGUUGGCCCUACGAGUUGGAGUGACUGGAGCCCAGUAGAAGAGGUCCCUGGAAAAGAUACUGACCCCAAUGGGAGUGGGAUGUUUCCUCAGGACACCGUGGUGGCAGUAGGUUCAGAUGUGACAAUUUGUUGUGUUCACAAAGAAGGACAGCAGAUAAAACAGAUGACGUAUGGAGCAGAAGUAUACCCAGUGAUACAUCUGAGCAGUCGGAGCAGUGCAAUCAUAGUGCGAAAUGCCAGUGCUUCACAUACCAGUGGGACAAAUGUAGUGUGCAUGCUGUCCGAAUAUGAGAUGGAUGGAACUGUCUUGUUUGUAGGAUAUGCCCCUGAUAUUCCCCAAAAUCUCGUUUGUGAAACAUCAAACUUCUUGAUAAUAAAGUGCACCUGGAAACCAGGCAGACCCAGUGGACUAUAUGGAAAACGAAGAACAAAGUACAGUUUAUUUGAAAGAAUAUCUGGUAAAAAUGUUUCAUGUGAAGUCAAUGAAAUGAACAGAGAGCGUGUCUGUGGCUUUCCAGUACUGGCUGAUCAAAAAACCUAUGAUUUCAUAUUAGGCGUCUCCAAUCCUAUUGGGCAAACAGAGUCAUCACUUUUGGUUGAUUUAGUUCAAAGAGUUCAUCCAAAAACUCCAGAAAAGUUAACUGUUUAUGGAAACAGCUCUACAAGCGUCCAUCUGCGUUGGUUUAUAAACAGCAGCUUUGCUGAAAUCAGGCUUCUGUGUCAAAUUGAAAUUAGCAGUGGUCACUCUGAGCGAAAGCUGCACAAUGUCUCCAUGCCUGGUGGAAAAUUUUCAACUUACACAGCUCAGGUGAACACAUUGCACCCAUAUACCAAAUACCACUUCAGAGUACGCUGUUCAGCUGCUGACCACUUUUGGAAGUGGAGUGACUGGAGCAGGAUAGAGGAGCACACAACAAUGGAAGCCCCUCCUGCAAGAGGACCAGACAUCUGGAGAGAGAGAAGUCCUACUGGAAAAAGUCUAAAAAUCUUCUGGAAGCCCUUAUCCCUUUCUGAAGCCAAUGGAAAAAUAGUGUCUCAUAAAGUGUCCUGCUCCCUGCUAGAGACACCACUGGAAUAUGAAGAAGUCAUCGAACCCUCAAACAGUACAGAAGUAAAACUUGGAAAAAAUGACUGUGUAAUUACUGUUGUAGCCAAAAACCAUGCAGGUUUGUCUCCUCCUUCAAGGAUAACGAGCGUGGAACUUCCAAGCGACAAUGUUAAAACAGACCGGGCUGUCGCGAUGGGGAAUGGAAUUUACAUUUCUUGGAAUUCUUACCCCAACAUGACCUGUGGCUAUGUAGUAAAAUGGUGUCAUUCAUCUGUGACUGAACCCUGUAGUGUGGACUGGCAGAAAUUUCCUUCCAAUACAACAGAUGCAGUGAUAAAAUCUGCUCUCUUUAGACCUGGCGUGAGAUACAACUUCUCACUGUACGGCUGCAAAUCCAGUGGAUAUCAGUUAUUGAAAAAUAUAACUGGGUAUAUGAAAGAGCUGCCUCCAAAACGUGCACCAAAUUUUACUGUAGAAGAAACUUCUUCAGAUUCUAUAUUGGUAAAAUGGGAAGACAUUCCUAUUGAAGAUUGCCAGGGGUUUUUAGAGGGAUAUCGGCUUUCCUUUGCAAAAGGUGAAAAAGAUGCUUUGAAGCCUAGGCUUUCAGAAUCAGGAAAUCCAGAACUUAAAGUUAAGAAUAUCACUGACUUAACAAAGAAGUCUUUAAAAAUACUUGAUCUUCAAGGCAAAACAAGUUACCAGCUGGACCUACAAGCCUACACUGCUGGUGGAUUGAGCCCUCCCAACAGCCUCUAUGUGGUGACAAAGGAAGACUCUGUAGGAUUAAUAAUUGCUAUUCUCAUCCCCGUAGCAGUGGUUGUGCUGCUUGGAGUGAUGGCCAGCAUCUUCUGCUACCGAAAGAGGGAAUGGAUUAAAGAAACAUUUUAUCCAGAGAUCCCAAAUCCUGAGAACAGUAAGGCAUUGCAGUUUCAGAAGAAUAUUUGUGAGGGAAAUAAGACACUUAAAACACUGGAAAUGAACCCCUGCACUCCCAAUAGUGUUGAAGUGGUGGAAACACAGUCUGCAGCUCCCAAGAUUGAAGACACAGAGAUGAUGUCCCCAGUGCCAGACACCACUGUGCCUGAAGAUGGCUCUGACUCAGAAACAGAGAACCAUGUGGUUGUGUCCUACUGCCCCCCUAUCAUUGAAGAGGAGAUCUCAAAUCCCCCUAUGGAUGAACCUGCGGGGUCAUCUCAGGUGGUUUACAUUGACAUCCAGUCAAUGUAUCAACCUCAAAUUAAACCAGAGGGGGAGCCAGAAAUAGACUUAGUGACUACAGCAGGCUAUAAGCCUCAAAUGCAGCUGCCUAUCAGUGCUCUGAAAAUGGAGAGUCGCUCACCUGCAGGGGAAGAAUUCGAUAAAACUGCAGGUUACAGACCUCAGGCAAACACCAGUGCUUGGAACAUGGACACUCCAGACUCUCCUGGAUCAGUUGGGAGCAACAAUGAAAAUGCGUCUUUUGGGAGCCCAUGCUCAAUUAAUUCCCGACAGUUUCUGCUUCCCCCAAAAGAUGAAGAAGAGUCUCCCAAACCCAGUAACACAGGGUGGUCCUUCUCACACUUUUUCCAGAACAAACCAAAUGAUUAACAGUGAGUCCUCGUUGCAUCUGAACCUGCCUUCUUAUUAAGAAUAAUUAAGAAUAAGCUUUCAUUCCUGAUGUUGUAAAGAAAGGAGGAAGAAAAGUGCAAAAGGCAUGAAUUAGUCUUGGAGACAGUCAGCAGAGAUUCUAGUGAGCUGAAUCUUAAUGUUUGAAGUAGUGAAAGUGUUGAUGUUCCAUUUUAAUAGAGGCCAAGAGGCCAAUGUUAUAGCAAUUUAGUUAUUACUCUAGUAAA